Girardinichthys multiradiatus is the source of this 4974-nucleotide messenger RNA. RefSeq names its product zinc finger and BTB domain-containing protein 11. The transcript has 6 exons. The record is from RefSeq and is a predicted model, not a curated record. Bases 976 to 3792 code for a protein of 938 amino acids. Gene Ontology annotation, biological process: regulation of transcription by RNA polymerase II. Gene Ontology annotation, molecular function: RNA polymerase II cis-regulatory region sequence-specific DNA binding; protein binding; DNA-binding transcription factor activity, RNA polymerase II-specific. Lineage: Eukaryota; Metazoa; Chordata; Actinopteri; Cyprinodontiformes; Goodeidae.
UGGUCUUUGUGUGAAGGCGGGGAGCAGUUGGUUCGGAUAGUCUGCUGAUUAGCAACAAACAGAAGGUUACGAGUUAGAAAUAAUUGAUUAUUUACCCACCAGAGCUCCUCCGUGGGUACAGGAGCGGGGUUAACUAUGUCGGGGGCCUAAUCGGACCUUGUUAGUUGGCUUUUGAGGACAAAAGGCGGAUAUUUGUGAAAUUUCGGAGCCUUUCGUUGCGAGAGGGAGAGAGAGGGUCCGCCUCGCUUUUAGAUCGUUUCAAGUGGCGAUGCUUUAGCUGAUAGCUGCGUCAUCAUGUUGCUUCCGAGUCGAGUUGGCGAGAAGAAAUCACAAGUUAACGCCGGGAGGUGAGGCUGCCCCCCGUCAUCCAGCCCCGGAGGCCACUCCCGACCCUUGAAGUGCGUGGAAGACGGGCUGUCGGUGGGAGACUGGCGGUGAAGCCUGCUUAGUUUACGUCGUCGUGGGGACUUUACAUCACUUGGCUCGGUGUAGUUGGCGCGAUACCCCAACUUAACUAUAUUUAUUCCAUCCACUCUAGGUUAUAAAUCCGUGCGAUUUAAAUUAAUGUUGUUUACGGGAAAAUAGAAAGUGGAAGUGUAACUACUGAUAGGACGGUUUGCUGGCCGCAACUGUUUGGAUAGUGGGAAGUGAUGCUCUCAUUGACAGCUAGAACACAAGCCGGACCAUCCAGUGAGAGGUGUUCAUUAUCUGAGCUAAAACGGGCGUUUCUAAGAAGCGAUGGGAGACGGUUCUGUUAACCCCAACUGAUUGACUCUGUGGUUUUUUACUAGAUCAAGAAGGAUUGAUCUGAAUGCUGUGUCAGGGGGUCUUCUGUCAUCACAUCUACACGGACUUUGUCUACGGUCAGUUGAGAAAGUUUGGACUCCCCGUCUGGUGGGAUCAUCAGAUUUCACAGAGUUGCUGAUUUGAAAACUGAACUUAAAGCUGGUUGGAAAAAAAAAAAAAAAAAAAAAAAUGGACGGCGACUGCCCUCAUUAUACGUCCAAGAACUGGAUCGAGUCUGCGGGGCGCGGGUCCUCUAACUUUGAGGUGAUGGACGGGCUGCUGUAUCGCAAGAAGCUGGAAAAGGGCUUCAUCAACUACCGGGAGGUUCUGUGUGAGGGUCGGAGGCAGGAGGCCAUCUCCACCUUCCACAGGAGGCGAGCUGGCCAGCGCCACCUCUCCCUGGAAGAGACGUAUAGAUGCGUGGCUGAAAACUACUGGUGGGAGGGAAUGUACUUCCAGAUCAGAGACUUUGUCUUGCAUUGUCCACAAUGUAAGAGUCUGCACAGCAAAACAUCAGUGGGGUUUGGUGGGAGGAGGAGAUGUGUCUCUAAGACGGUACCGUCACACGGCGCCGACUUGCUGAGCAAGCUGAGGAGUCAGAGGGAGGCAGGGCUGUUCUGUGACAUCACCCUGCGAACGAACGGGGGAUCCUUCUCGGCCCACCGAGCCGUCCUGGCGGCUGUCAGCGAUCACUUUCACGAAGUUUUGGCUGAAUUGGACUCGAGCAAGAAUGCCGACAUAGAUCUCUCUGGUUUCAGCGAGGACAGUCUUUUGUCUCUGCUGGAGUUCUCCUACUCCUCCACCCUGUGUGUUCGUCAGGAGGACCUACCUGAAGUCUGCGCUAUGGCCCGUCACCUGGGCAUGUGGCCUGCAGUGGAAGCCUGCUCUGCCCUCCUCAAAGAGCAGGAACGGCACCUCCAUCCUCCUGGCAAGGCCUUCAGUUCAGCUCGCACUGGCUCGUUCAGUCAGCAUCACCACCAGCAAAGUGAAGGGCUUUUAAAACUUGAGAACAUGAAUGAAAGCUUUAGUCUAACACUAGAGACAUCCGAUGAGUCUUUACCAGAAAGUCCUAAGCGUAACUUGCGCAGAAUACCAAAACCUCAAGUUCAAAACGGCCUCCCUCUGAGUCCCUCGCACAGGAUGAAGCUCAUGGACUUCAAAUCUCCCUCUUCCAAAAAGGUCAGCACACCUCGCCAUGUCAAUGUCGCCUCUCGGUCACAGAGUUACUCACCGCUAUCGCCGUCAAACACCCGUCUUCUUCGCUCCUCCCCUGGAGCCGCCAAAGAGCUUCAGAGGUACCUGCCCAAGCCAGAGACGCCUCAGAAGACCAGAAAAUCCCACUCCGUCGCCCAACUCUCAUGCUCGUCCAGGUCACGGCCGGGGAUGUCGUGCAGCCCGGUGAGAAUUAAACAGGAAGCAGAGGAGAUCGGAGAGGAUGAGGAGGAUUACGCACGAGCGCAGGAGAAGUACAAGCUCAUGAAUGUCCUGGGGCUCCAGAGGACUGCUCUUCUUCCCAGACCAGAAGAUCUAAUCGGCUGGAGGCAAAAGAAACGACUUCGGAAGUUAAAGGCCAACAACUACUCACUGACAAAGCGACGGAAACCUCGUUCUUCUUCUACUGGAACGUCUUUUGAGGAUAUGAAGCUGUCACUUCCUCUCUGCGACCCUGUCAACACUCGACUCCUUAAAAAGUCGGUCAAGUCCAAGGCUUUGGGUUCCGCCCGUGCCGAGCAGAUUUCAACGAAGAGGCAGAAGAGUGUCCAGCAGGUCGUUCCUCCUACCGACAGGAGCAUGAGAAGUAAAGGGGUUUUACCGGACCUGUUCCAGCGUGCGUCCCGGCCCGUCUUUGGCGGGAGGGAACUCAGACGGUCUCUGAGGAAGAGAGAUGCUUCCCAGCAGCCUCUGCAAUACAACAGCAAGAGGACCUAUAUAAGAAAAGUGGUUAAAAUUAAAGCAGAAAUUGCUGAAUACUCCAUCUCAAGUCUCAGGCUGCCAUCAACAUCUCCAAACUCCCUGCCUUCACAGAGAACACAGACUAGAAAAAAGGCCGCUGCCGAUGCUGUGAAAACGCUGCGGUACAACAGCAGCCGACCGGGAGCCAAAGCCAAGCUCAGACGGCCGUCCACGACAGAGGUGGACGAGACGAAAGGCAAGUCCAGAGAGGAAGGAAGACCAAAAGUGAAGGAUCCUGAACCUAACGGGCUUUCUGAGCAUUUGCCUCCACCCUCUAUUUACAGUCACCCUCUCUACAGAGCUAUUAAAGAAGAACCAGCAGAACCAGUGCCAGUUGUCGGACCCUUCCCUGAUCCCCCCUCGCCAGACCUGGGCAAACGCCAGAGCAAACCCCCCAUCAAACUGCUGGACUCUGGUUUUCUGUUCAGCUUCUGUCGGCCAGCGGGGGGGUCUGUGACCGGCCUGAAGAAGGAGGAGGAGAGCGUAGCUAUCUGUCUGACGCGCUCUGUGUCUCAGGUUCCAGAAAAAUACGAGGCAGAGGAGUCUCCCCGAAGGACACUGAGAGCCAGGGGCCCACCCGGCCUUCGCGUGGUGAAGAGGGAGAGGGAGGAGAGGAGAGUUACGCUUGGACAGAGUCAAAGACACAGACUGAAGUCCAGAGACACCAGAACACACGUGGACCAAUGUGCUGGGUCCAAAACUACAAGGAAGAUGCCAAAGAGACAAAAGAAAGCCCUUGCCCUGAGCAGCAGCAGGAGCAGGAGCUGCGCCACGCUGGACGCUGCACACCGAGCCCGCCUAAAGCAGCUUCGAGGGCCUCGGAGUCAAGCACCCAAAGUCCCCAAGGCGUCCCACGCCUGUCUACAGUGUCCAGCUGCCUACCAGGACUGCGACGCUCUAAUUAUGCAUCAGCUAAGGCACAUAGAUGGAAAGCACUGGCCCUGUCCGCUCUGCAGCAAGACCUUCUUCCGGCUGAGGAAUGUUCGGAAUCACAUCCGCACCCACGACCCCAAAUUGUACAAAUGCCGGAGCUGCAUUGCAGCCGGUUCUUGAGGCAGCUGGAGACGCCUGCUUCCAGCACCGGCACACUGAAUGUCGGUGAAACGGAUACUCUCCAGGACCGAGCUGGAUGUCAAGUCGCUCGUACAUCAGCUGUCCUGUGUGACGCUGCCUGCCUGGGUUUAUCGUCGAGGAGAAAAGGGGGACUUAUUAAACUUCUGUUUGGAUUGUAGUGCAGUAUGAUUGCCUGUGCUUAUUGAUUUCCUUUCGAUCCUCUUCUCGGCGUCAUUAACAGAAGGUGUUUAUUUCGUUUUCAGGAUGAAAGCCAUCAGUGUCUCACCAGCAGCAAUCAGGCUGAAGCCAGAGGCACAUGAUGGAUCCGAAGCUUGUACAUACUGAAUCCGGUCACGCUCGAGCACAACGGUCUGCAUAUCUGCUGAUAUCAACGAAACUUAUUUAAAUAACCAAACCAAGGUUGCCGUUCCUGUUUGCUUCUUUGGUAGCUACAGAAACUUAGACAUUACUCUCAGGGGGGUGGGGACUGUGAUGCCACGGUGUAAAGCGAUUCCACAUCACAGUUGUAUAAGAAACAAAAAAAGAAAUGUAAAGUGGUUGUUAUAACUAUUACUGCUACUUAUUGUUACCUUUAUUUUUCUAUGUAUGGAUGAAUGUUGAGUGCACUCAUGUCAUAGCUUAUGUCAUAAACCUAAGAAAUGUUAAUGAAACUGAAGGUUUGGAGUCUGAGGUAGGGAAUACUUGAAGUUGUGAAAGUGCGGGGGGGUGGUAUACUUGAAGUUGGAAAGGUGGUAUUUUUCCCAUCAUGUGUUAAUGUUUUUUGGUGACUUGAUGUCUUUUGGCAUUGAUUUGGCGGGGAGUGGGAUAAGGGAGGGGUUAUACAAAGACACCACUUCAUGUGUAUUUUCAGACCAUUUAUAGUCCUCUGUCUUUUCUAAGGCUGCAGGGUUUAAAAAGGGAAGUGUCUCUUUUUUUGUAUUUUUUAAAUGUGAAUUUCUUAACUUAAUUCAAGAUGACCACGUCCCGACAGAUGUUUUAUUAAUCUCCUCUUUAAUGCGAGACCAGAUCAUCUUGCUACUCUUUAAAAAGUUCCCCUCCUGCUGAGUAAAUGCAAUGUGCACGUACAGAGAUGUUUAUGUAUCACAAAUUGAUUUUAGAAAUAAAAGCUGUCUCCUGCUAUCUGUUAAAAGAUUAAAUAAAAUUUGCCUUUAAUAUUCUCAA